Procambarus clarkii (red swamp crayfish) is the source of this 4720-nucleotide messenger RNA. It is a transcript of the gene Jasper, whose product is annotated as JIL-1 anchoring and stabilizing protein. NCBI's taxonomy places the organism in Eukaryota, Metazoa, Arthropoda, Malacostraca, Decapoda, Cambaridae. The record is from RefSeq and is a predicted model, not a curated record.
AGUGAGCGUCACUUGGCAGACGUUGUUUACGAUUAUGGCGGCGAGUCCCCGCCAAGUGUGUUCUCAUUAGUUAAUCACAUUACUCACUUGUUUACCAAGAGAUUAAACCCGCCAUAAACCCUGGAAUUUACUAAGUGGCGCACCCUUUGGCACCUGAGCGUCAGCAGCGAUACAUAACAAGAGAUUAAGGGAGGAUUCGCGACAGCAACUUGUUUGGCGCCACUCGCGCUGCCCGCGGGACGUGUGACAUCCUCCUCGGUCUGGGAAACCGUUCAAAAUGCCCAAGAACGACGUAUUCAAACCCGGGGAUGCCGUGUUCGCCAAGGUCAAAGGUUACCCGCACUGGCCGGCCAGGGUUGAGCAGUUUGAACCUGAUCCAGCAGGAAAGCCUCUCAAAAAAUAUCCAGUGUUGUUUUAUGGGACAUAUGAAACGGCAUCUCUGAAACCAGAUGACAUCUUUCCAUACAAGGAUAAUCUUGAAAGAUUUGGCAAACCCCAGAAGAGGAAAGGCUUUAAUGAGGGACUCUGGCAGAUCAUUCAUAAUCCAAAUUUUGAUUCUAGCAUUCCCAUUCCACCUGAGGUUGGGGCAACUACCAACUCUGCUCCCAAUACUCCCAAAAAUACUGUUGCUAAGCCAUUAAAAAAGCUUCAGAACAGCACUCCUGCCGACGUAACAGACCUGAAAUCUGACGAGUCUGAUGAAGAUCCUGGAGAUUUGAUCAUUGAUGAGUCAGCUGGAAAGGGGAAGAAACCUGGCAGAAAAAGGAAGAGGCAAGACUCAGACGGCACCACAGAAACACCAGCGAAGAAAGCUGCUUCGGCAGAUUUAAAGAAAACUCCCAAAGAUACACCCAAGCAGGUUCGCAUACCACUCAAAGAGACACCUAAGGAUACUCCAAAACAGUCAGCAGAUACAACCGAGGUACAAGUUAGUCGAAGUGGCAGAUUGAUAAAACCUAAAAAAUUCCUAGAUGAAGGGGAAGAUGCUUCUCGUCCACCGUCUGCUGCUGCAGGAACACCUGUUACAGGCACAGAUGGAUCCACUGAUACACCUGCGGCUACAGAUGCACUGGCAACAUCCAUAUCAGAAGUAACAACCACCACCACAACAGCAGGAGAUAUAACUGGUACAAAAAGUCCACCCUAUUCUCCACCUAUUAUCACUCCCAAAAAAAGACUUUCACUUUCUGAAGAAGCAGCUCCAUCGCCACGUGAAGUAGUGCUUACUCCGUCGGGUCCCCCACCAAAGAAGAGAGGCCGUCCUCCAAAGAACAGAGAUGUAGAUGCUUCACCAAAGGUUACCCUGAAUGCCACCCCGCAGUCCAAAACCUCGACACCAGUUGCUACCUCAAAAUCAUCAUCUAACAAGGCUCUUGGGGAUAAUUUAAAGCAAUCACCUGCCAAAGAAAAAGCAAAAAAUCAAGUGAAGCAGAAUGAGAUCGAACUUCCUAAAGAGAGCGAUUUAGCCAGCAAACAGACAUUCUUGAAAUUAAAAACAGACAUGGAGUCUGGCACUCUAAAUGCUGAAGAGCUUAAGGAACUUACUAAAGCAAACGAAAAGGAAGAAACUCACACAGCCAUCAUAGAAGAAAAUAAAAAGUACACGGAAACAUGCAAGGCCAAGACUCUAGACAUGGAAGCUCAGCUACUGGACUUGGAUCAGAAGAUACGCGAGGCCCUGUCUGUCACUAAUCCACGUAAAGAUGAUGCCAAAGCUUAUCUAGAGAAAAUGUCCAAGUUAGUCAUCUCUGGUUUAAUGCUGAAAAAGAAUCCUCAUGUUGUUGAUGCCAUAAGAAAAUGUCGUAGAUACAAGUACGAUGACGAGGUACGGCUGAAAGCAGAUAUGGUGUACAACAGGUUUAAGUUGCUGUUUGUGGUUCCUGAAAGUCAAGAAUGGGACACAAUGUUUGCUGAGAAAGUGGCCGAAUUUGAUGAAGCUUGUCAUAAGUCUGGCAUCACAGAGGAGAGUAAGAUCUCAUUGGUUCGUGACCCAACCCAUCAUAUUGAAGGCUCUCAAGAGGAGGCCGGAAAAAGGGGAAAGGAAAACACAAGUCCCUUAACAAAAAGCUGAACCAGACAGGAAAGCCAAAUGUUGCUAAGAGAUCAGCAAGUUUGAGCCCUAGUUAGUACUUAAUCACGGCUUCAACUGUACGACGAGAUUGAUAUCUUUGGAUCUUAAGAUAUUGUGUGUUUGAGUAAGGUGUAUUUUUUGAAGCUUAGAUGAGACUUUGAAAUGGCUCAAGAUGUAAAGACUAAAACAGAUUGGUAGCACUGAAAUAUGGACAUACUGUCAACUUCCAGUUAUGUGACCAGAUCAGUAAGUUUAAGCCUGCGGUGUUAUGACAACCAGUGUGGCUUGGAGCUGAACCUGAUCAGAAAGUGUCUUAGACAUAAGGUUAUUAUAUAUAAAUUCAUAAGGUAUCAUCUUUAAAUAUAAGCCUAAUCUAGUUCUUUGUAUACAAGUGUGACAAGGCUAGUAUAGCAGGCUUUAGAUGAUGGUUUGCAAGAACAGCUGCCUCUGUGACACCUAUCACAACAUCUGAUAUAGUUUACAUGAUGUUAUUAAAUGCAAAUAUGUAUUUUAAAAUUAUUUAGCAAGCAAAAAAAAAAUUAUUAGAUUUAAAUAUAUGCAGUUUGCCCAGUAUGUAUAUAGUAAAUAUAUUUUCUGUAUGUGUAAGCUUAUGAAAAUUAGAGACAAAAUAAGACAUAUGGAGAUCUCUUCAGUAUGACGCUGGGCUUGCAUAAAGUUAAUUGUCGUUCAUUAAGUCCCCUCAUUGGAAUUUUUGAUUGCUGAGAAGUUAUGUUGUAAGAUUUGAUUAGAUAUUCAACUCUGUUUUCUCUACUGAUUUCUUUUUUAAGAAAGAUGUGCAAUGCAGGGAAGAGAGGAAGGAGUCAAUUAGUCAUUGAGAACCGUGACUCUGAAACAUAGCAUUUCAUUAUUGAGGUCAACCUGAAACUUUUGGUAUCGAAAGAGGCAGAGUAGUGUAGAGAGAGAUGAGGGGACUGAUUGCUAUUUUUCUUACUCAAAUAGUGUUUUAGAUAAAAAAAAGAUUUAAGCUUGCAAUAAUGAUUGUCAAUGAGGAGAUUACAUUUGAUGUUAAGGGAGACUCUGGUGUGCUGCAUGGGGUACAGUCCAACCUCUUCCAUUCAUUAUACAGUACAUGUGAGGAAGAGAGCAACAUUACCUGAACACAUUGGUGUUUGUGGCUCGGUUGAAUAUAAAUAAAAAGUUUGAAUUUUGAUAGGACUUGCAGAAUUCUGUGUUCAUCUGACAGUAACAAAUUGGUUUGACCUUCAAUCAAUAAUAUAUCAUAAGUGAUGGACAUGUUUUUUAUAUAAAAAUCAGUUUGAUGUAAAAUUAUGGAUGCACGUUGCCUCAUUUUGCUAGUUUUUUCUAAUAGAAAGUCAUAAUUUGAUGUUUUUCCAAUCAAAACUAUUUUCCAACGGCUUUGGCAAGUGUCUCAAUAAAUUUCAUAUGCAUCAUUGAAUAAUAAAUUGAUUGAUUGCUGAUGAAAGACAAAUGAAUAAAGUGUAGUUAGGCACCAACUACAGUGGUUAGGAAAUCAUCCUUAAUUACAAUUAUAAGUUUAGAUUUUUCUUUCUUGUGUAUUUUGGGAAGAAUUCUUAAAUGUAUAGUGAAUUUAUUUUAGAAAUAAAUUAAAAAGGAAAGGUCCUUUAACAGUUGUUUGCUAAGUCCUCAAAUACAGUUUAGUACAUACUCGUGGGAUUAAUCUUCAAAUCGGUUUGGCUUCAAGAUUUCAGUCGUGCAAUUUUUUUUUUUUUUUUAAGGUUACAAGUCCAUUUUAUUAUUGUUGGUUGACUUUGAUGCAGUUCAUGUAUGGUUAAAGUUGUGUGGCAGUCUCAGUUGUCUGUUAGAGGUAUACUAUGUAUUCAAGUAAAUUGAUUUUUGGUGGACCCUUUAAUGGAAAUAUUCAGGACUUGUAACUUUUGUUAAUGUUUCUUUAGUGACAUAUUCACGUACAAGUGCACCAAGAGGCAUAAGUUGCAGAUUUUAACACCCUGAAUAAUUGAAGUGCUUGUUUUAAGCAAUGCUGCAGAUGAUUCAUGCAUAACGAUUCAUAGUUAUAUUUUAAAGUCGAAUAUCAUAUUAAAAGUUGGCAAGAAAAUGAAUUUCUCUUAAGUUUUGAACAGAAGGGUUCUUUUAAGAACAUAUUGGACAAAGUUUGCAUUACUGAUCUCCACUCUGAUGAGGACCAUAUUUCUUUUCUCCUCUCUUUUAAAGUGCAGUUUAAACUGCAUUAAUUAUUAUGAGUCAUUGUGAUUUGUCUUUUCUUGGUGAUUCUGAUUUUUUUUGUAUUUUCUCUGAAUUCAAGUUAAGGGGGCAUUAACAGUAUUGAUACAAGUAGUUCUCUUUGAAAUUUUACUGUCAUUGUUAUGAUGAUCCAUUAAGGGUCAGUGCAUCCUGGUUUAUUUAGUAUAUACAGAAUGAUUAAUGGUAUUUUAUUAUAUUUGGUUUAUAUUAUAAUAGUAGUAUUAUAACCAUACACCAGAACAGUAAUUUUAAAAAUCUUGGAUUGCUAUUCAAAUGAGCCUCUUAAUGAAUUAUAGCCAUAAAGUUGAGUCACUUACAACCUGUUUUAUAUCUUGGGAUUAGUUCAACUUGGCAAGGGAAACUACUAGCACUUGACUUGUCAGUACAAAGGUGCAUUAAAUAGUGCUAAUUAUGUAUGAAUCACUUAGAAUAAAAGCUGAAUCACCA